AAUCGCAAAGACAAGGAAUGUCUCCGUUUAAAUGUGUUCAUAUGAACAUCCGGUGCUGAACGAUGUAACUGAAGGAGAGCUGGUCUGUGGAGCUGAAACACAGAGCUUCAGACAUUCAUCGACGUGAAUGCGAGACAUCCACAUCCAGCCAGCGUGGAGAGGAUGAGGAGGGUCUUCAUGCCCACAUCGAUGCUCCUACUGAGCUGUUUCGGGGUGUCGUGGGUCUUGGCUGACAGUUUGGCUGCUCCGGUGAACGUGUCCAUCAGAGAUUUAAAGGGCAGCUCAGCUGUGGUGACAUGGGACACCCCGGACGGAGAGCCAGUCAUCGGCUUUGCCAUCACACAACAGAAAAAAGACGUUCGCAUGCUGCGCUUUAUCCAAGAAGUGAACACUACCACGAGGAGCUGUGCAUUGUGGGAUCUGGAGGCAGAUACGGACUAUAUUGUGCAUGUUCAGUCUAUCAGUAUAAGCGGACCGAGUCCCCUCAGUGAGCCGCUGCAUUUCAAAACCCCCAAAGAAGCAGAAACACAAGCCUCUAAAAGCAAAGACGAAGUCACCAUGGAGGAAGUUGGGCAGAACGCUCAGCUCAGGGCAGGAGAGAUCAUCAUCAUUGUGGUGGUUCUGAUCAUGUGGGCAGGUGUGAUCGCGCUCUUCUGCCGCCAGUACGACAUCAUCAAAGACAACGAGCCAAACAAUAACAAGGACAAAGCCAAGAACUCAUCUGAAUGCAGUACCCCGGAGCAUCCAUCAGGGGGUCUGCUGCGCAGUAAGGUAUAACCACCAUCCAAUGAGAGCCAGACCACACUGGACAGUUCCCCAAGAACAACAACAACAACAGAACGCCAUCUGUGAACAUUAUCAAAGUGUGACAGGAAUUGUUAUGAGUUUCAAAGGAUUCUG
Molecule: messenger RNA, 900 nt
Organism: Rhinichthys klamathensis goyatoka
Lineage: Eukaryota; Metazoa; Chordata; Actinopteri; Cypriniformes; Leuciscidae
Gene: fndc5a
Product: fibronectin type III domain containing 5a
Exons: 6
Coding region: 163-777 (204 amino acids)
Molecular function (GO): protein binding
Source: RefSeq, a predicted model, not a curated record